Mangifera indica (mango) is the source of this 2371-nucleotide messenger RNA. RefSeq names its product IQ domain-containing protein IQM2-like. NCBI's taxonomy places the organism in Eukaryota, Viridiplantae, Streptophyta, Magnoliopsida, Sapindales, Anacardiaceae. The coding region runs from base 168 to 2093 and encodes 641 amino acids. The transcript is spliced from 9 exons. The record is from RefSeq and is a predicted model, not a curated record.
CUAAGGACGAGGUUACCAGAGACGGCUUAUUUAUUUUAGUUUCACAUAAAAAAAGAGCGACAAAAAUCACCGAAACUCUCCACUCUUUAGACCCAGAAUCCCUUUGGCUAGUAUUAGCCAAUCUUCACUGUCCAAAUUUAAAGGAAUCUAAAGUAGAUAAAGUGUUUAUGGGGAUCAAUAUUUCCUGCCCAUUUGCAGAGUACAGUGAUGUUGAAAGUGGUUUAGAAUCAGUCAUAGUUAAAUCCAUUAGUUUCGGAGAUAAGGAAGUAAAAACUCCAGUUCGAUCCAUUAGUUUCAAAAGUGAAGAUAUGGAACCAACAAUAUUGAAAUCCGUAGGUGCUGGAAAGAUGAUGAAAGAAGGAUCUGUUAGCUUUAAAGAAAGCGAAUUGGAGGCAAUGAUCUCCCUCACAUCUUCCUUUACUGACAAAGAAAAGGAAGAAUCCAUCAAAUUAAUCAAGGAAAAGAGUUCUGAAAUGGAUAACUAUUCUCCAAGAUCAGAUAAUUCUGUGGAGACAGUACGACAAUUACCAGUUCUGGACCCCUGCAAUCCCAAACAUCAAGCUGCAAUAAAAUUACAGAAAGUGUAUAAAAGUUUCAGAACCAGAAGAAAGCUAGCAGAUUGUGCUGUUCUUGUUGAGCAAAGCUGGUGGAAGCUCUUAGACUUUGCUGAACUCAAGCGGAGCUCUAUUUCGUUCUUCGAUAUUGAGAAACAUGAAACUGCCAUUUCUCGGUGGUCCAGAGCAAAAAGCAGAGCAGCUAAGGUUGGAAAAGGUUUAUCAAAGAAUGACAAAGCUCAAAAACUUGCUUUACAACACUGGCUCGAAGCGAUUGAUCCAAGGCAUCGUUAUGGGCACAAUCUACACUUCUAUUAUGAAAAAUGGCUUCAUAGCAAGAGCAGAGAACCCUUCUUUUACUGGCUGGAUAUAGGCGAAGGAAGGGAAGUAAAUCUUGUUGAAAAAUGCCCUCGAUCAAAGCUUCAAACCCAGUGCAUCAAGUAUCUUGGCCCGAUGGAAAGGAAGGCAUAUGAAGUUCAUAUAAAGGAUGGAAAAUUCUAUUUCAAGCAAACGGGAGAGAUCUUGAACACAUUUGAUGACAGUAAUGCUAAGUGGAUUUUUGUCCUUGGUACAUCAAAAACCUUGUAUGUUGGCAAAAAGAAGAAAGGGACAUUUCAGCAUUCUAGUUUCUUGGCUGGUGGAGCCACAUUGGCUGCAGGGAGAUUAGUUGUUGAAAAUGGCGAGCUUAAGGCUGUUUGGCCUCACAGUGGUCACUAUCGGCCUACAGAAGAAAAUUUUAAGGACUUCAUUUCAUUCCUUGAAGAGAACAAUGUUGAUAUCACAAAUGUCCAGAUGAGUCCAGUGGAUGAAGGAGAAAGCUCAGAUGAUAAACAAAGAAGCAGUAUGCAUAUUAGGAACCACUCGUCCGAAGAGGACUUGACUCAGGUGUUUGAUGGAUUGAAGACUGAUGAGACCAAUGUUGAAGAGCUGAGUGAAGGAAAAACCGACUCAGUGGAAAAUACAACAACUGCUUUAUCAGAAUUGCCUAAGCUAGAGAGCUUCAACAAUUUUAGUAGGAAAUUGGCAAGUCUUGAGAUACCAAGAACGAACCAGUUGUUCGAGAAAGUAGAGGAUGACUAUUCUGCUCCUGAGCCAAGUAGCAACAAGUUAUCAGCAGAGCCUCCAGUGGCUCAUUCACAUUCUACAGAAGAAGACACUGCUGCUUCUGAACAAAACAGGAUGGAACCAAUGCAGAAUCAGUCGGACGAAGAGCCAAUUGAAGCUGUUCCUCAAGAAGUGAUUCUCCAAAGAAUUAAUUCACGUAAAGGAAUGAAGUCAUAUCAACUGGGGAAGCAAUUGUCUUUUAAAUGGACAACAGGAGCAGGACCUCGUAUUGGCUGUGUGAGGGACUAUCCCUCUGAGCUUCAAUUCCGAGCUCUGGAGAAGGUAAACUUGUCUCCAAGAAGUGCCGCAUAUUUUAGAUCUAACUUAUGCUUUUCCACUAACAACUGGGGUGGCAUAAGUUCAAACAGGCGCUCACCGAUGGGGCCUGGUGGCAAACUGGAAGCAACAGUGAGUCUAGCAGUGCCUGAGAAAUGAAACUUGUUAACAACAACAACCACCAUUCACCAUUCUACAAGUGAGACUUCCCCAUUGAGGAGAAAAUGAUCGCCAAAUAUAAUUAGUUUCUAGUAUUAUAUGAUCAAAUUCUUUUCUGUGAAUAGAGAAGAUGAUAGGAAUUCUUUUAAUUCUUUUCAAUUACAGUCAUGUACACACUUUUCUUUUUGUUCAUUCACCUUACACCAUUUGUGAAAAAUCUAGAAAAUUUUGGGGCUUUCAUGCCCUUUCAAUACAAAAGAAAAGUCCAUUCUUUCUUA